AUGGCGGGAUCCUCCGACAUCGCUGCGACAGCAGAAAGGGAGCCAUUCGUCACGUCCCAGCUCUGCCCAGCUCUGCCCAGCGUUGCUUUGGCGGGGACUCGGACUCGGGACCCUCCCAGCUUUGGUAGCGAACUCCUCCAUUUCCCGUCCUCGUGCCCGGACCUCGGCCUCUUGGGAGAGCGCCACAUCGGCACGGAAUCCGAGGAUGAGGUCACAAAGAUCCUCGAUGCCUGGGAAUUACCUCUCCAGGCACCUGGCUGCACGAGGCCGUCUUUCCCGCCUGGUGCGGGAGGCUUGUCCAAAGCCUUUGCCCGCCAGCGCCUGGACGUGCAGACCGUCCUCCAGUGCCUCUUCUUCCCGUGGCUGCUGUUUUGUGCCACUUAUGCGCUGCUGUCCUGCUCCCUGCAUUUCUAUCGGCCUAGCCUCACCUACUCCUUGGUGGCUCUCGCAGCGCUGCCGCCAACGGUGCUCACAUGGAUGUCGCUGCGGCUUCAGAGCUUCCAGCCCAGCUGGUACAGUUUCCUGGCAGUCACCACGCUCCUCGGUUGGCUUCUGGGCGUGGUUUUUGGGAAUUUGAACUAUGCGGCGACCACCGAUCCGUUUUCGCAGUAUGUCAACAUGGACGUCCUCCCCGAGGUGAGCCCUGCUCAAUGGGAUGGUGAAGCGGCCAUGUCAGUGGGUCGCGUGUACUUCGGCAAGGAAUCCACGCUGGAUGUCAGGAGAUCUAUGGCCUUUAAGAAUGUGGACACCUACUGCGUUGCUCCAGUAUCCGUUUUGCAAGGCGGCGUGGUUCUUCCGCUGGAAACCUAUGAUUUCUGGGCCAUUGGCAUGGACUGCUGCUCCGUGAAUGCGGCAGACUUCCAUUGUGGUGAAGUCGGGAACUCCAAGGCCCACAGCGGCCUAAGGCUACUAGACGACCACAAGCGCAGCUUCUACCGACUUGCCGUGGAGCAGGCAGAAGCAGCUUACAGCAUCAAGGCGCGACAUCCAGUCUUUUUUUACUGGGUGGAAGAUGCCACGGCAGAGAUGGACUCCUUCCGCAACGAUGGUUACAAGUACUUUCUGAUCGGCAUGCUGAGCCAUUUCCUCUACCAGUUGCUCUGCGUCAUCUUGGCCAUCGCUGCCUUCUCCAAGUGGGGAUGCGAAUGA
Symbiodinium sp. CCMP2456 is the source of this 1149-nucleotide messenger RNA. NCBI's taxonomy places the organism in Eukaryota, Dinophyceae, Suessiales, Symbiodiniaceae. The record is from the annotation of a GenBank genome assembly.